Messenger RNA from Cryptotermes secundus, 3401 nucleotides. It is a transcript of the gene HPS4, whose product is annotated as Hermansky-Pudlak syndrome 4 protein homolog. Gene Ontology annotation, biological process: vesicle-mediated transport. Lineage: Eukaryota; Metazoa; Arthropoda; Insecta; Blattodea; Kalotermitidae. The record is from RefSeq and is a predicted model, not a curated record. The transcript has 9 exons. The coding region runs from base 429 to 3050 and encodes 873 amino acids.
GUUACAAUAACUAAAAUGGCUCCUGUGGCGUAUAAGUAAUUUGUAAAUUAAACAAAAAUUUGGAAAUCUUAACCCUUCUGUAAUUAACAAAACUCUUACCCUUCUACCUCCCCCAGUGCGAUUCAAUUAUUACGGAGGAAUUUCACUGUUAGGGUUCUCCAUUUGAUACAAAAAUUAAAGUGGCUUGUGUUUUGUUGUAUAUAAAUGCGGGAUUGGGACAGUUUUGGAAGUAUAUUAUGGUAUAAACGAGCGUAAGGGUGCUUGCAUUAAUGAAGUGCUAAAUUAAUAUGAUGUGUACAUGAGGAUGAAUAUUUGAAAUCUAUCAAUGAAGAAAAUAAUACUCUACCCAUUUUAACUAUACGAGUUCACAUACAUGCGCCUUACCUCAUUGUUGAAAGAGGAAAAAUUCAUUUUAUAAAGUCGUAAGCAUGGCAAAGGAAUUGUUUAUUAUGUUUGUGUAUGACACCCAACGAUGCCAAAGGGAGGAAGAUGAUCCACAAGACGCUGUGCUAUAUUUUCACCCAGGAUGGGUGAAUGAACAGCAGAGGCUUGCAUUAUGUGGGCAGCUCAUGGGAGCAACACAGUUCUUUCUUACAUCAUUUAGCUGCCCUCAUAUUAUUGCUCUUAACAGUGGGAAGUUUGUAAUACGGCAAUUCGGGCGUUACAUUCUGACCAUGGGGACAGAUCAGAACAUUCCAGAUUGGGUUCUUGAACACCGUGCAGAUACAUUGAAUCAGUUAAUACAGUUUUAUCAUAGAGAUUUUGAAACCAUUUCUUCAAUAACUGGACCAGAUUCAAAUCAGUUUACAAAUAAAUUGAAUCAGAUAUUUGAGACAUACAUUCCCAUUUUACCAUAUGCAGCAAAUAUAUUUGGAAACAUUCCUACUAUCAGACUUCCAAAAAGUGCUAGUAACAUUUUCCUGGAAGCAGUGCAGAUCCUCCACUGCUGCAUAGAGAAGAAUGGUGCAUUAGGGGGUGCAGUACUCUUUCAAAACAAGGUUGUUGCCUCACAAUUCAGCCCUGCACUUACAAAGAGAUUAGUGUCCUCUGAUCCAUGCAGGAUUAAGUCACCUGCAGAACCUGUGUCUACACCAUUCCAUCUCCCAGUUGGAGUGCAAUUGCUGCACGUGUAUGUGGAGAGUAAGGAAUUUUAUAACUUGCAACAGACCUCUGCUGCGGCAAGGUCAGCUUUUGACAGUGUUGCAAACAGGAAAUUGGAACAGAAAAAGAUUCCAUCUGGGGCAGUUCCACCUUCAAAAGAACCACAGCCUGCAAUGAAGAGGGAUAUCUCAAGAAUCUUUACAGUUCCUGAAGAAGGAGAAGGGGAAGUGGAUCAGACUGAAAACUUCACUGCCCCAAGUGCAAAUGGAAGCAUUGAAGCUGUUUCCCCAAGUGAUGACAUUGUGGCUGUACAAUUAAGCAGUAAGUGCACCACUCCAACAAAGGAGGUACACCUAAGAAAAGUGCUACAUGGUAAGGCAUUGUCUAUAUGUAGCAAAACAAGUGGUGAUGAAGUGGAGGCUCAAACACUGACAGCAAAAGAUAAAGUGGAUCUUACAGUCCCAAGUAAAAUAGAGAAUGUUAUGAAUUCAGAUACAUGUCCGAGUGAGAAACCAAAGAAGAAGAGAUCUAAAGCAUCAUACUUCCUAAUGAAUAACUGUGAAAGUGACGUUCAUAGUUUAAGUUUAAAUGACCUUCAACAGAGCUCACGGCUGGCUUCCAAAAGGGUUCCACUGAGAUGUUAUAGUUUUGGUCUACCAAGGCUUACUCAAGACAUGACAGAUGAUAGUGGCGAUUAUUCUCCUACAAAGAAUUUGCCAUCAGGUAAACAUUUUUAUAACACUAUUUGUGAUCCCUUACAUCCAGUAUUUCGCAGCGAUGGACUUCCAAUUUCACGCUCACUGUAUAAUGAAACCCUUGCACGCCAUUACCAAUUACUUGAUAUGGAGAGAAGUAAUGAAUCCAGUCCAAGAGGUGAUUCAGUUAGCUUAAGUACCCAUCUUAUGUCCUCAACUACAAUGAAAUCUGAUACCGAAACAGAAGAGCAUGAUAUCACAAGUAGUACUGUAUCAGAGCCAAGACAGAGUGAUGAUAAAUCCAUUACUGACCACACUGAAUUUUGUUCAAAUGAAAAUGAACCAGCACCUGCACAGAAAAUGGGACAGAUAGGAAUGAAUCCAUCGAAACAAGAAAUAUAUAGGCGUUCUCUGAGUUUGCCACUGAAGACAAUGAUUACAAAUGAUUAUGCAAAUGAAGAUAUCAGAGAGAGGUCUACUUCUUAUACUGCAGGCAUUCUUGAAUCACCAGUGGUGAAAACAAGGAAUAUGGGGCUUCCAAUCACACCUCUUAUGUCAAAGUUGAGUUCUUUGGCAAUAGAAGAGAAGACAAGUGGUUUCUGCAGUCGUGACACAACUCCUGGCGAGUUCAGAGACCUAAGUUUUCCAGGAAAUAGUGACACAAGUAGUGUACCAGAAUUCACAAGAAGAAAAGUUGUCAGUGAGAAGAGGGAAGCUGAACUAGAAGAGGAAGAGGGCAGUGAAUGUGCAGAAGCAGCUAGAGAUGCUGUGUUAUUCCUGUUUGGCCAGCAGAAUAUGUCGUUGUUUCUGCUUUUGGAAGAAGCCCUGGGACAAGAUCCUCAAUUGAUUCAUUGUCUGUGGCAGACCAGUGUGAAUAGUUUGCCCAGACUUGAAAUGCAUCUCCAGCACUGUUUAGAUCACUUCCCACAAGGGGAGAGACUGGAGUCCUACAGCUUCCUUACUUUAGAUCCUAACUGGGACAUGAUUCAGAGAGGAGGCACCUGGCCAAGUGCAGAACUUGAGGUUGUUGCUUGCCUUCACAACAAUUUUAUACGGUCACCAAGUCUCUCUGAAGUUGUUGUUAGGUGUGAAGACAGUAUAGUGUACGGAUAUCAGUGUGGGAAAAUGGAAAUCUUUUAUCAGCAGUCAACAGGCAGCACUGUGGGGCUGCCAACACCAUCUGAUCUGAUGGGCCUUGUGCCACUGAAGGCAAAGAGAAGACUGGAGCGAGAUCAUGGAAUCAUUUUACUGUAAAUUAUUUGGCACAUAUAGGCCUCUGAUUUUAUUGCAUUUUGUAGAAGUGAUAUCAGCUUUAUUCAUAUUGCCACAUAUAUUAUUUUAAGUACAUUAUUAUUAAAUAGAUGAGGAAUUGCCCAGCACUUUCUCCUCUGUGGUAUCUUGUUUGUAACUAUAGAUGCAGUACACAUAUUGACAAAAGUAUUCAUAUUUGUAAAUGUUAAUAGCUAAAAGUAUUAUGUGAGGCAUCAUGCAUUCCUAUCAAGUAUUACAUGAUUUUAUUUGUAAUUUAAUCAACGUGAUCACUUAACGAAACAUUCCAUUUCUUCUGUGUUCAUUUUUAUACAGUUAAUAGUUAUGUCGUAUAAU